ACUAAAGGCGGGAAAUCCGAACACAAACAGCUGAUAGGGGAGGCCAAGUGUGGUGGAGUGGUGGCGGUGAUGCUGGCGGCAACGAGGAGGCCUGCAAUAACUGUUUAGCAACGAGGAGGACACACACACAUACUCAGACACCAUGCCUCUGCUACACAAGCGGCCCUUCGUCAAGACUGAGCCGCCCACCAAUCUGCAGGCCUCGGAUAAGGUGUUCUACUGCGAGAUGACUGGCGAGGUGUUCACCCAGUACGAGGAGUUCUGGGAGCGGCUGGUGCUGUGCAACUCGAUGGUGUGGUGCUGUGAGCUGACGGGCCGGCCUAACCUGACGUACCUGGAGGCCGUGGAGAGUGAGACCCGGGCGCGCCGCUGCCUGGCCAACAUUCCCCAGUUGGUGCGGCGGCCCAUGUUGUACCUGGCCAGCCUCACUCGCCGCGGCCGCUUCAUUGACCUGAGUGAGGAUGUUUUCACCUUUGUACGUGACCGCUACUUUGUUGGGGAGGAGGUGGAAGCCAUUGUGCACAAACACUGGUAUGACUGCAAGGUAACGAGGGUGAUUCUCCCGACACCUGAAGAGAUAGAGAAGUACCUGAAGGACAUUGAGGAGUCUGAUGAAGAGAUGGAAGAAGAAGGUACCAAUAAAGUGAAGAGUGACGAUGAUGUGCAAGUGAUUAAUGAGGUCACGAAAACUGAGAAGGUGAAGGAGGAGGAGGAGGAGGAGGAGGUGAAGGUGAUAAAAGAAGUGAAGACCAAGGAGAAGAAGGAAGACCAGGAGAAGAAGGAAGAGGAAAACUAUCCUCCAUUUGCCACAUUCAAGUAUGAAGUGAUUGAGCUUGAGGCGUGGGACUACAAGGAGAAGAAGACACACAUCGUGGGGUGGGAGCAGAUCCGCCGCAACAAAGGCGUCAUCACCAGAGAGAAGUGCAAGCUGUUCCUCAAGCAGUGUGUCCAGCUGUCCCCCCUCGGCUUCUGGGUCAUCAAGUGUAAGGGGGAGGUAUGUCCGGACCAGAAUGUCAGUCUGUCACUGUCAUACCUGCAGGAGAAGACAGCAUCCUUCCACAACCUUGCUGACAUGAAGUUUGCCGACAUCUUCCCCGGUCCACCACCCAAGUUCAGGGAGACAAGGGCCAAGAAGAUGCCGCUGAGCCUCAAUCCCGACUGUGUGGCAGAGAGGAGGAGGGAGAGGAAGGAGGCCAGAGAGAAGGGCGAAGGUGGAGGUGGAGGGGAUGGGAAGAGGAGAGGUCGUCCUCCCCUCACAGAUGAGCAGAAGGAAGCCAAGAAGAAAAUGAUGCAGGAGGCCAAGGAAGCAAAGGAGGAGGUGAUUGCUGAGCAGAAGGAGAAGUUACGACUAAAGUUGGAGAAGGAAAAGGAAGAGAGACAGAAAGAGAGGGAAAUCAAGAAGGAAGAGAAAAGACUCCGACUCCAGUACAUCAAGGAGUGGCACAGAGUGAGAGAAGACCUGGACUGUGAUGACCACAAGAACUUGCCUCAGCCAACACCAGUGAUCUGCGGCAUCCCAGACCAGGAAUUCAGUAACUUCAUGACGGUGUUGGAGUUUGUCAACAUUUUCUGGGAAGUGCUGGAGCUGAAGGAUGUGUAUCCUCAGGGUGUCACCUUUGAGAUGCUGGAGGCGGGCCUGGUGGAGAAGGAGGUGGCAGGUGUGUAUAGUGAUCUACUGCAGCUGCUCCUCCAGGCACUCUUCACUCUGCAGGAGGAAGAGGAUGAUGAAGUGAAGGAAGAUACCUCUGGGGAUUUGUGGCUAUGUCUGGGCCAUCUUGGCUGGAUGGUGAAUCAGGAGACCUCACUACAGCUGGAUGCUCUCACUCUCACUGAAGUGUUGAGGCUUCACCUACUGGCUUCCGGUGCUACGUGAGGAGCCAAUGCCCGCUGGAGGCACUUCAACCGUGGUGGCUACAAACACCAUGAUGAUCCUGGCCUGCACUUCAAGUUGGAGGAGCCGGGGACUCUUGAAGAAACUAGCAAACAUCACUUUCUACCUGCCUUUACAGGAGAGAAGCUGAAGAUCCUCAACAUACUUAUAGGACAGAUCCUCACCUAUGCCACUCUGCGGGACACCAUUGAUGACAACAUUGAGGAGCUGAAGAAGGAGAAGAAUUGUCUGAGACUACACCAGCAGACUGCUGGCCGCUAUGAGAAGGAGAUUCAAGCAGCAAGAGUACAGGAGAAACGUGAUCGCAAGCAGAAGGAGAAGGAGAAAAUGCUGAAGGCUGCUGAGAGAGGAAGGAGGAGCAGAAGCAGGGAGAGGAGACUGCCCAGGCGCCUGAUUCUGAGGAAAGGAAGGAAGAGGAGGAGGAGGAGGCUGAGGAAGAGGAGGAAGAAGAGGAGGAGGAGGAGACAUGAGGAUGAAGCAGAGAAAACAGCGCGACUAGAAAAGGAAGCCAAGAACAAUGAGGCGCGUCGGCAAGACUUGCGGCGACGUGAGGCUGAACUCAUCCAGAAGGUACUGAGUGCUAGUCGGGGGAGUGGCACCGCCCCACUGGGCCAGGACCGGGCGUACCGCCGAUACUGGGUGUUCAGCAGCCUGGUGGGACUCUUUGUGGAGGACUUUGAGCCAUUCCCCGGGUCGUGCCGUGCCUUCCCCACCCCCCACCACCCCAACUCCCUGGCGAGGAUGAUGGAGGAGCAUGCCCUGGCCAUCCGGGAGCAGGCGUGCCACAACCUGGCCCACACCCCUGAUGAUGUCCCUGCCAGCAACAAAGAAAAUGCUGGCCCUGCCCCGCCCCGGCCCCUGGCCGUGAACCACCUGCCCAACCGGCCACUGCACCUGGUCAAUGGGGAACAGGCAGCAAGCCUCAAGCAGGAGAUUAAGCAGGAUGAGAAGGAGGUGGAUAUUGAGGAGAUCCCGGUGUUUGGGCUGUGCACCGCUGAGCCGGAGACCUGCCCUGUACAUGCCCCGUCCCACCACCCGCCACCGCUGGUACUUCUUCCAACAGCUCAGACCAGCUGCCCGCCCUGCUCAGCUGCCUCAACCCUCGGGGCCACCGGGAGCGUCGCCUGCGUUCCAACCUCACCGCCCUGCUGCCCACCCUGCAGACGUCCCUCAAGGCAUGCCCCAUCAGCCGCCUCAACCCAAGCCUGGGCGCCUUGCAGGAGUUAUAUAGAGGGCGAGGGAGGCCUUCGCAAGUCCCAGCGGCACACUGGUGUCAAAAAGGACACCAACCUUAACUUCCCGCUGGGCACUCCUAUGGAGGAGGUCCUCAAGGUCACCCUGACGGACAUCAUCCUGGAGACAGAGGAGAAGCUGCAUGUGGGCAUGCUGGGUAGCCUGCAGAGGCCCCUCCAGCGGGAGGAGUGGAGGGAUGCACUGAUCACCGGCACCCUGCCUCUCAUCUCCACCAUGGGACUAUGGUGGCAAGAAGCGCCUGGCUCACCUCAGGUAUGUGCUGAGUUGGAUCAGGAUGCUGAGGAAGCCUUGAAGCCAAAGGAGGAGGAGGCAGCCAAUGCCAUAGAGGAAGUGAAGCAGCUGCGGCACGCCAUCCUUCACCUGGCCCGGGCUGUGGAGUCCAAGUACCUGCAGCCUCCCCUGGGGGAGACAGACAAAGCCAGAAAGACUCGGGAGAGAGCAGAAGAAGCGUACCUGAGGAAGCAGCGCAAAGAGGAGGAAGAGGCAGACUCAAAUGGAGAAGCAGAAGAAGAAGAGGAGAUCAAGAGCCUGUCCAGCUUCCUGACGCCUCUGGAGCGCUGGGAGGACUCCCUUAUGGCCUCCACCAGCUUGUCACAGGUGUGCCUUCACUUUGCCACCCUGGACAACUCCAUCAGCUGGGCACACUCGGCAGCCAACACUCGGUGCAGAGUGUGCCGCCGCAAGACUGACCCUGAGAGCAUCCUGUUGUGUGACGGCUGCAACAAGGGCACCCACCUGCAGUGCCUCAAGCCAAAGCUGAAGGAAGUUCCUGCUGGGGACUGGUUCUGUGACCGCUGCCGCCCUAAGGAGCGUCCCAAGAGUCCUCGCAAGAAGAGACAAAUAUAUUGUGAGGAGGAGGAGUCUGAUGAAGAGGAGGAGGAGGAAGAGUGCAGUGACGUGUGCUACACUUGCUGCUUGGCUGGCACUCUUAUCUGCUGUGACACGUGUCCACUGGCCUUCCAUCCUGAGUGUGUGGCGCUGCGCAAGGUUCCCCGAGGCUCCUGGUCCUGCCCACACUGCACAGGGAAGGAUGCUGCAGAUGACAAGAAGAAAAGUAGCAAGGAAGUCAGUAAAGGCAGUAAGGAUGGAGGCAAGAACAAGAGCACUCCCAAAGCCACCACACCAAAGUCUGCUGCAGGGAAGAAAACUCCAAAGGCAACAACUCCCAAAGUUGUAACACCUAAGAGCACACCCAAGAGCUCCUCCAGCUCCAGGGCAUCUCCCAAGAGUCAGAAGAACAACUCUUCACCAUCUGAGAAUAGAAAACGGAGAAGUGAGGGAGAGACACCUCAGUCGGCCAAGAGGAGUAAGAGAGGCACCUCUGACUCUCCCCCAAGGAGGGUUAGUGGCAGGCGGUCUCUUGUGGAUGAGACCAGCACCCUCAACACUGCUGCUCUCACGUCCCUGCUGGAGGAGCUGCAGCGACAUCCUGAAUCCUGCCACUUCAACAAGCCGGUCUCCAAAAAACUGGCCCCAGACUACUAUGAAGUGGUGAGGAAGCCCAUGGACUUUGGACGCGUGCGGGACAAACUCACCUCCUUCAAAUACACCUCUGAUGGGGAAUUCCUUGCAGACGUCAUGCUGGUGUUCCAGAAUUGCCAGCAGUAUAACCUUGAGGACACGCCUGAGUACCGGGCUGGCUCCCUCCUGUCUGACCUGUUCUUGAAUCGGGUGUCCAAGCUAGGCCUGCCUCUGCCUCACAACUCGCCAUCCUCUCUUGUCUCUCCGUCAGGCAGGAGGAGGCGACGCUGAGGCAUUUAGUGCGAGGCUGGGGUCUUCUUGUCUGAUAUUGUAAGAAGCAGUCUCACUUUCUGGGCUGCCUUCCUGUUGACUUCAGCAGAUGACAGGAAGCCCUUGGGUUUUGAAUGAUUUCUGGCAUUCAAAGUC
Scylla paramamosain (green mud crab) is the source of this 5032-nucleotide messenger RNA. Its product is annotated as bromodomain adjacent to zinc finger domain protein 1A-like. Gene Ontology annotation, molecular function: DNA binding; protein binding. Gene Ontology annotation, cellular component: nuclear chromosome; CHRAC. The record is from RefSeq and is a predicted model, not a curated record. Gene Ontology annotation, biological process: positive regulation of DNA replication; regulation of DNA-templated transcription; regulation of heterochromatin formation. NCBI's taxonomy places the organism in Eukaryota, Metazoa, Arthropoda, Malacostraca, Decapoda, Portunidae.